UUAAACUCAUAUUAUUUCUCCUUAAUUGCACAUAAACGGAUUGCCGAAUUCUCUUUAGUUUCUUUUUAAGCUACUCUAAAUUAAGAUUCAAGAAAAGAUGUAUGUAAUGUAUAAGAUGUGAAAAAAAUUGAGGUUGACUUGAUAAAAGAAAUAUGUGAAUGAUGACAUAUCAAGAAACAUGCAAUUAUACUAAAUACGUUGACAUUAUGACACGAAACAAUAUGCUUACUUGUCUCAUUCUCAACUACUAUAAAAAGGGGCAGUACGCCUUAGCAAAUCACAUAAUUCAAUACAAUACUAGUAUUUCAACAACAUAUUUACCAAAAGGUUCUCAUAUUCACAGCUCAAUUAUUCAAAUGGCUCGAUCAUAUGCUCACAAUGUUGUGGGUGUUGGGAUUUUCUUGGUAAUGCUUGUGGCAAUAGUAGAGGCCACUCCUCCUGGAAUAGCCAAUAAUCCAAGUCAUUCUCAUUGCUCUGAUGAUGAGAUCAAACAAUGCAAAAAUCUUCCACAUGUUUGUCCCAAAUUCUGUCCCAAUGGCUGCAUAACUGAGUGUCGUUCUUGCAAGCCUAUUUGCAUUGAUGGCCCACCUCCACCUCCCUAUUCCCCUCCUCCAUCAACUUCACCUUCACCUCCCUAUUCCCCACCUCCAUCAGCAUCACCUCCACCUCCAUCAACAUCACCUCCAUCAACAUCACCUCCAUCUCCUCCAUCAACAUCUCCCAAGAAGUGUAAGUGCAAGAACAAGAAAUACCCAAGUUGUUAUAAUCAAGAACAUACUUGCCCUAGUUCUUGCCCUACUACUUGUCAAGUUGAUUGUGUCUCUUGCAAACCUGUCUGCAGUUGUGACAAGCCGGGAGCAGUUUGCCAAGAUCCACGUUUCAUUGGUGCAGAUGGAAUUACUUUUUACUUCCACGGCAAGAAGGACAAAGAUUUUUGCUUGGUCUCAGAUUCUAAUCUCCACAUUAAUGCCCACUUCAUAGGAAAGCGAAAUGAGAAUAUGAAGAGAGACUUCACUUGGGUUCAAGCCAUCGGUAUUUUAUAUGGUACACACAAUAUUUCUAUUGGAGCACAGAAGACAGCAACAUGGGAUGAGGCCAUCGACCACCUCUCCCUCAACUUUGAUGGUGAAACUGUUGUUCUCCCCAACAACCAAGGCGAAAGGUGGAUGUCUGUAUCUGGACCAACAACAUACAUCACUCGAACCAGCAAGAUCAAUGAAAUUGUAAUCGAAGUUGAAAAUAUUUUCAAGAUUACAGCAAAGGUGGUGCCUAUUACGGAGAAAGAAUCUAGAGUUCAUAACUAUGGCAUAACACAAGACGAUUGCUUUGCUCAUCUUGAACUUGGAUUCAAGUUCUUGUCACUUAGUGAUGAAGUGAGUGGUGUUUUGGGGCAAACUUAUAGAAGGAACUACGUGAGCAGAGUGAAGAUGGGUGCUUUGAUGCCUAUCAUGGGAGGUGACAAAGAGUUUUCAACUUCAGGACUCUUUAAUGCUGAUUGCUCUGUUGCUAAGUUUCAAGCAGUAAAUGAGAAUGUAAGUUCGUUGAACGAUUUGGAGCUGCCAAGCUUAAAAUGCAACAGUGGAAUUCAUGGACGUGGAGUUGUCUGCAAGCGCUAGAGUUUCUUGAUAUAAUUGUUGCUUGAAUAAUUUUUUUUUGAUUAAUUGUUGCUCGAAUAAAGAGUUAACCGGAAAAUAAGGUU
This is a messenger RNA of Lycium barbarum (goji berry), 1699 nucleotides long. RefSeq lists its product as uncharacterized. The coding region runs from base 159 to 1616 and encodes 485 amino acids. The transcript has 3 exons. Lineage: Eukaryota; Viridiplantae; Streptophyta; Magnoliopsida; Solanales; Solanaceae. The record is from RefSeq and is a predicted model, not a curated record.